This is a messenger RNA of Dermacentor andersoni, 858 nucleotides long. RefSeq lists its product as uncharacterized. The record is from RefSeq and is a predicted model, not a curated record. Lineage: Eukaryota; Metazoa; Arthropoda; Arachnida; Ixodida; Ixodidae.
GCCUCGCGGAAGUCGCAUUGGCGCUGCGCUCUCGGCACCUCAGCGACCACAACCCGAAGCAGCAGCGCCUCAGCGGGACCCCCAUAACGUAUUCCCUUACGACUGCCAGUGGCCCAGGACAGCCAUGAGGAGUCUGAUUUUUGUGACCACCAUGGUCGGCAUGGUGCUCGCCGGUGACAUCGGCGGCGGUGGUGGCGGAUUCGGCGGCGGCGGACAUGGCGGGGGUGGAUUCGGUGGCGGCGGCGGAUACGGUGGCGGAGGUGGAGAUGGCGCCGUUCACAGGUUCGUGAUUACAACGAAAACAACUUCCGGUGGAGGAGGAGGUGGCUAUGGCGGCGGCGGUGGUUUCGGGGGUGGUGGAUUUGGAGGUGGCGGCUUCGGCGGCGGCGGUGGCGGUGGUGGCGGAGGCUUCAGCGGUGUUGGAGUCGGCAGUGCCUCCAAAUUCAAGGGAAGCACCAUUUAUGUGCUCAAGCCUCGCGCUACUGGCGGCGGCGGCGGUUACGGUGGCGGCGGCGGAUGGCAAGCAGGUGGCGGCGGUGGCGGCGGAUGGCAAGCAGGUGGCGGCGGCGGUGGAUGGCAAGCAGGUGGCGGAGGCGGCGGGUGGCAAGCCGGUGGCGGCGGCGGCGGCGGAUGGCAGGCAGGUGGUGGCGGCGGCGGAUGGCAGUGAUCGGCCACACCACAACUAGCCACAGACAUAUGAAGUGAGAACUGAGUGCACCUUGAGGGAAUCAUGCCUCAGCGACGUUUCACCCCAUGCGGUCGCCAAACCAUCCGUACGAUACCCUUGGACUUGUAAAUGCUGUACAGAGCGGGCCUCUUUCUGUCCGUGUUGUUGCAAUAAACUGUUACAUAACGCCA